Pestalotiopsis fici W106-1 is the source of this 1173-nucleotide messenger RNA. RefSeq lists its product as uncharacterized. Gene Ontology annotation, molecular function: FAD binding. The coding region runs from base 1 to 1173 and encodes 390 amino acids. NCBI's taxonomy places the organism in Eukaryota, Fungi, Ascomycota, Sordariomycetes, Amphisphaeriales, Sporocadaceae. The transcript has a single exon. The record is from RefSeq and is a predicted model, not a curated record.
AUGGCGCAAAAGCCCGUCAUCAUCUCCGGUGCGGGGCUGGCCUCGCUGCUCCUGGCCCAAUCACUGAAACGAUCCAAGAUUCCAUUCCAAAUUUUCGAGCGCGAUGCUUCUCUGAAUUUUCGCGGUCAAGGUUACCGCCUCCGUCUAUCCAACGAAGGACUUGAUGCUAUCGAAUCCGUCCUCGAUGCCGCUGCCUGGAAGCGGUUCUGGGACCACUGUGGACAGACGGGCGGCAGCGGAUUCUCUGGGUUCAAUGCCAUCACGGGAGAGUUGACCGAGUCAGCCACCGGCGGCGAGUCGCUAGGAUCCCGCGAUGGCAAGAUCGUAGGAAUUGCGCGGGGUGAUAUGAGGAGACUCUUUAUGGAGGGCGUCGAAGACCAGGUACAUUUCAACAAGCACGUCCAGUCGUACGAAUUGGUAGAAGAUGGAGUAAGGGCGGUUUUCAACGACGGCUCCAAAUCCGUCGUAGGAUCUCUCCUUGUGGGCGGUGAGGGUAUCAAGUCGACCGUGGCCAAGCAGGUCUCUGGCGGUCGGCUCAAGGUGUACGACACUGGUGCUAGAGGUAUCCACGGGCAAGCCCCGACCGCUGCCUUUAAAGAUCUCGGCGAGGGCGUCUUUCGCAUCACCGACAGCAGCCGCUCGGAAGGCACCGUGUCAAUCAUCACCAACGUCCGCCCCAAUGACAUGGACAAGUCGCAUGUCGAGUUUGGCUGGACAAUGGCCGGGCCUCCCGGUAGCAUAAAGGCACCGAACGAUGACUACGCCAUUGUGGGCAAGACAGCAGCCGAUCUAGCCAAGAACCUCACGCGGGACUGGGAUGCACGCUUCAAGCCUCUAUUUGACCAGAUGAACGAGUCCGAGGCCGCGUUUUGGAAGAUCACUUGCUCGACGCCCACAGGUGUACCUGAAUGGCCCAACGAGCCUCGUGUCACGGUCAUUGGCGAUGCGGCACACUCCAUGACCCCGGCUGGCGGCAUAGGAGCCAACACAGCUGUACAAGACUCGGCUCUCCUCGGACGGCUUCUGCGCGAGGCAGGUGGCUACGCAGAGGGCGUCACGGCGGCUUAUGAAAAGGGGAUGAGAGUCUACGCCAGUGCGGCUGUAGCCAAGAGUUAUGGCCUAGCGACAACGCAUUUCAAGGUUCAUAUUGAUGAAAACAGUGCAACUGUGUAA